GAGAAAAUGGUUUCGUUUGGAUCCGCUGCUUCUUGGUAGCUCACCUACUACACUAAAGCUACCAGUAGGCAUGAUAUGAAUUAUGAAAUAUGAAGUGAGGGAGAGGCCCCAUUACCAUUAUCAUAAAUUGGGGGGUUGGUUCAAGCAUGUGGAUCUUGAUGAUAACCAAUAAUUAGAUUAAGGCAUUCUUUCCCGCACCCUCACUUCCCUUCCAGAUUAUCUUAUUUGAACCUGAAGGAGCAUUUGAAAGUCGGGAUACAACCUAUUAUUUGGCUGUAGAGCAGUGCAGUUAUAGGCGAAGUACAAGUCGAACAAGAAAACCCAAUUGUCUCCUCGAAAAACUAAAAAGAACCCCUGAAAAUCCUGUCAAGAUUCUUCAAAAUCCCCCAAGAGUCUGUCAGAUAAUCAUACCAUACUUGAAAUCUAAUAGAAAUUUGUGUUACAAAUAACUGUACAACUGAUUUCUGAGAGUGGAAAGUAGUUUGUGUAAAGCCACUUUACAAUGUACGCCUCACGAGAGACACUUUUUUGUUGUUGUUAGAGAACAGAAGAUAGGGAAACAUCAUAACAGCACUUUCAGGGCUCUGAAUUCUGAUAAAGCAGCCUUAUAUUCCAUUUGUUUCUUCAUUUUCGAAAAACCAAUCUUUUAUGUUUUGGAUGUGUCCUACCAAAUAAUGCUAUUGGAUAUGAACAGAAAUCGCAAAAUUGAUUAGUUUUAUUCUGUAUCAGGCCUGCCAAGUAAUAAGGCUCAAGUAUGAUGGCGGUUUAAAUAUUAGAUCGCCUGCUUAUUUAGUACCCCACGCCGACCCCCCAUCCACCGAGCAGCAUUUUAAACAGCACUUUCUCUAGGUCCUUUUGUCUUAGUUGUCUCUCACCGUCUAAACCAUGUUUUCUUCAACAUGGAAGGCCGCGACAAUGGCUGCUCUUAUUCUUCAUCUUUGCAUUUGCAAGGAGGUUGGCUCCUCUUUUGCACAUUCUGACAAGAUCACUAGCCUUCCUGGACAGCCGCGUGUGGGGUUUCACCAGUUUUCAGGUUACAUUCAUGUAGAUGACCAAAAGCAGAGAGCACUGUUUUACUACUUGGUUGAAGCAGAAACUGACCCUGAUUCCAAGCCUUUGGUUCUCUGGCUUAAUGGAGGCCCUGGUUGUUCUUCCCUUGGAGUUGGGGCGUUCUCAGAAAAUGGACCUUUUAGGCCGAACGGGGAGGUUUUGGUGAAAAAUGAAUACAGUUGGAACCGAGAAGCAAACAUGUUGUACUUAGAGACACCCGCAGGAGUUGGGUUCUCUUAUGCUGAUAAUAGCGCCUCUCAUGCGACAAUGGAUGACGAGGCCACAGCAAGAGACAAUCUCAUAUUCUUGCAAAGGUGGUUCAGUAAAUUCCCUCAUUACAAACAUAGAGAUCUAUUUCUAACAGGAGAGAGUUACGCAGGCCAUUACAUUCCUCAGCUGGCGAGGCUUAUGACCGAGUUGAACAGGAAGGAAAAGUUAUUCAAUCUGCAGGGAAUUGCUCUAGGGAAUCCGGUUAUGGAAUAUGCGACAGACUUGAAUUCAAGGGCGGAGUUCUUUUGGUCGCAUGGUCUGAUAUCAGACUCCACUUACAGAUUGUUCACAUGUGCUUGUAACUAUUCCCGGUAUGUUAGCGAGUACUACAGAGACUCAAUCUCAGGGGUUUGUCUGCGGGUGAUGACCCAAGUCAACACAGAAACCAGUAAGUUCGUGGACAAAUAUGACGUUACUCUCGAUGUCUGCAUUCCUUCAGUGCUCUCACAGUCCAAGUACUUAAGCCCACAGCCGCAGCAUGUCCGAGAAAGGAUAGAUGUUUGCAUCGAAGAUGAAACUGUUAAAUAUCUGAACCGAGAGGAUGUGAAAAAGGCCCUUCAUGCCCGUCUCGUCGGAGUCCACAAGUGGGCUGUUUGCAGCGAAGCUCUGGACUAUGAGCUACUCAACCUGGAAAUACCAACCAUCUCCAUUGUUGGGUCACUUGUCAGAACCGGCAUACGAGUCUUGAUUUACAGUGGAGAUCAAGAUUCGGUAAUUCCAUUGAUGGGAAGUCGGCGGCUGGUUCACAGGUUGGCAACAGAGCUGGGUCUGAACACGAGUGUUCCAUACGGAGCUUGGUUCCAUGGAAAGCAGGUUGGAGGUUGGAGCCAAGUUUAUGGUAAUGGUAAUAUCCUUUCAUUUGCCACCAUUCGAGGUGCCUCUCACGAAGCUCCAUUCUCUCAACCCCAAAGGUCACUUAUACUGUUCAAGUCAUUUCUGGAUAACACGCCUCCACCUCGAGUUACGUGAUCCUGAUCCAUGUUUCAGAUUUAUUGUACAAAUCACAAUAAAAAACAACCACCAAUUUUCAGUUCCAAA
Messenger RNA from Momordica charantia (bitter melon), 2358 nucleotides. Its product is annotated as serine carboxypeptidase-like 45. The record is from RefSeq and is a predicted model, not a curated record. Gene Ontology annotation, biological process: proteolysis. Gene Ontology annotation, molecular function: serine-type carboxypeptidase activity. Gene Ontology annotation, cellular component: vacuole. Lineage: Eukaryota; Viridiplantae; Streptophyta; Magnoliopsida; Cucurbitales; Cucurbitaceae.